This is a messenger RNA of Aspergillus steynii IBT 23096, 408 nucleotides long. Its product is annotated as DNA-binding protein. Bases 1 to 408 code for a protein of 135 amino acids. The transcript is spliced from 4 exons. NCBI's taxonomy places the organism in Eukaryota, Fungi, Ascomycota, Eurotiomycetes, Eurotiales, Aspergillaceae. Gene Ontology annotation, molecular function: DNA binding. Gene Ontology annotation, cellular component: cytosol; nucleus. The record is from RefSeq and is a predicted model, not a curated record.
AUGGCCGACGCUGAAUUGGAGGAGAUCAGACGCGCUCGUCUUGCGCAACUCCAGCAACAACAGGGUGCUGCCCCGCGAGGAGGGGGUCCCGACAGCCAGGACGACCAGAGAAAACAAGCUGAAACCGAGCGUCGCUCCGCUAUUCUCACCCAGAUCCUCGAGCCCGAGGCCGCCGACCGCCUCGGCCGCAUUCGCCUCGUCAAGGAAUCCCGCGCGGUGGACAUCGAAAACCGACUCAUUAUGCUGGCGCAAACGGGCCAGCUGCGCCAGAAGGUCAACGAGGAUCAGCUCAAGCAGCUGCUGAACGCCGUUGCCGAGAACCAAAGGAAGGACGAGGAGGAACACAAGAUUGUGAUCAGCCGGCGCAAAGGUGGAUGGGAUGAUGACGAUGAUCUUCUGGAUCUGUGA